Molecule: messenger RNA, 1713 nt
Organism: Pochonia chlamydosporia 170
Lineage: Eukaryota; Fungi; Ascomycota; Sordariomycetes; Hypocreales; Clavicipitaceae
Product: FACT complex subunit pob3
Exons: 4
Coding region: 1-1713 (570 amino acids)
Cellular component (GO): FACT complex; nucleus
Molecular function (GO): histone binding; DNA binding; nucleosome binding
Source: RefSeq, a predicted model, not a curated record
AUGACUGCAAUUGAGAGCUUCGACAGCAUCUACCUCGAUCUCUCCAAAGAGAGCGGCAAAUGCAGAUUCGCCGAGACGGGUUUCGGAUGGAAGCCUUCCAAUGGCGGCGACACCUUCACCCUCGAUCAAAGUAAUAUUGGCGGUGCGCAAUGGAGCCGCGCCGCCAAGGGUUAUGAGAUUCGAAUUCUGCAGCGGAAUUCAGGCAUCAUUCAGCUCGAUGGCUUCCAACAAGAGGAUUACGACCGCCUGAGCAAGGUCUUCAAGAACUGGUACAGCACAGUUCUUGAGAGCAAAGAACAUGCCCUCCGCGGCUGGAAUUGGGGCAAGGCUGAGUUUUCCAAGGCGGAAUUGACAUUUAGUGUUCAGAAUAAGCCUGCCUUUGAGCUUCCCUACUCCGAGAUUGGAAACACCAACCUGGCUGGCCGCAACGAGGUCUCUGUCGAGAUGUCCCUACCACAAGACUCCAAUGAUACGGGCACCGAUGGUCAGCUUGGUGGCGCUCGUGGCAAAGGCAAGAAGGCCGGCGGCGGCAGAGAUCAGCUGGUGGAAAUGCGCUUUUAUAUUCCUGGCACUACCACUACCAAGAAGGAGGCCGAUGGCGAAGAUGCCGAGGAAGAGGAAGCUGAGGAGAAGAAUGCCGCUACACUCUUCUACGAUACCCUUAUCGAGAAGGCAGAGAUUGGAGAGACGGCUGGCGAUACUAUCGCUACCUUUCUCGAUGUGCUUCACCUCACGCCCAGAGGUCGUUUCGAUAUCGAUAUGUACGAAGCUUCAUUCCGCCUUCGUGGAAAGACUUACGACUACAAGAUCCAGUAUGAGGCCAUCAAAAAAUUCAUGGUCCUCCCAAAGCCCGACGAGAUGCAUUGCAUGUUGUGCAUUGGUUUGGAUCCGCCACUGCGUCAAGGCCAGACGCGAUACCCAUUCGUUGUCAUGCAGUUUAAGAAGGAUGAAGAAGUGACGAUUGACUUGAACCUCGAGGAGUCAGAAUUACAAUCCAAAUACAAGGAUAAGUUGGAUCCUCACUAUGAGGAGCCUCUACAUCACGUUGUUGCAAAGAUCUUCCGUGGUCUGGCUAACAAGAAGAUUUCAUCACCUGCAAAGGACUUUAUCACUCACCGAAGUCAGUACGGCAUUAAGUGUUCUAUCAAGGCCAGUGAAGGGUUCCUGUAUUGCCUAGAAAAAGCUUUCAUGUUCGUCCCCAAACCGGCCACAUAUAUUGCCUACGAGCAAACACAAUCCGUCACAUUCUCUCGCGUGGGCGGCGCUGUCUCAACUUUAUCUACCUUUGACAUCACUGUUGUGAUGAAGAAUGGGGCCGGGUCAUCGCAAUUCAGCAACAUCAAUCGCGAAGACCUCAAAGCCCUCGAGACAUUCUUCAAGCUCAAGGGUCUGCGUGUCAAGAAUGAAAUCGACGAGGAUGCUAACAUGCUUGCUGCUGCUCUUCGGGAACAAGACAUGGAUGACUCGGACGAUGAAGUUGUCGCUAGCAAGGCCGACCGCGGAUCAGCCGAUGAGGAUGAAGAGAGCGUGGAUGAAGAUUUCCAUGCAGAUAGUGAUAGCGAUGUGGCCGAGGAGUACGAUAGUGCCCAUGAGAGCUCUGGAUCGGGCAGUGCUGAGAGCGAUGUUGAUGACGAUGAGAUGGACGAAGAUGAAGACGAGGACCAGGAAGAAGAUGAGGAGGAGCGCCCGAAAAAGAAGAAGAAGACUGGCUAA